UUUGUUUUGUAUACUGUUUUGUGGUUGUUCGUGGAAAAGUGACUGGACAUAGCUGCACCAAACUAAGGUUUUAAUUAUACGGAGAAUUGACUUGUGAACAUGGCCAGUGGAAUAGAAAAUACCGACAAUAAGGUCGCACCGACCGAUUUGGACAGCGAGUUCAAUGAUGAAAUAGUGACCUGCAGCCAUUGUUGGAGAGAGGCUAAACGUUCUUCGGGAGAAACAAGCAUGUCAGAGGCUUUACUUCAGGAAGGGCUCGAAAAUGCUAAGAAAAUAUGUAGUUGUUUUGAAACGAUGAUUGACAAAGCACAUAUGAGAGAAAACCCAGGCCGCAAAGAUCGCCAAGACAGCGGCAUUGGCUCUAAGACAUCCUUAGAGAUCAUUCAUCCAACAGACGACACUGCGGAAUUUGGCUCCCGCCUUUCUGCCAGUCAUGUGGUGGCAACCAGCAUGUCACGUGCAUGCAUUACACUGGAUGAAAAGGAAGAACCGACGGAAUAA
Molecule: messenger RNA, 501 nt
Organism: Mya arenaria
Lineage: Eukaryota; Metazoa; Mollusca; Bivalvia; Myida; Myidae
Exons: 5
Coding region: 100-501 (133 amino acids)
Source: RefSeq, a predicted model, not a curated record